CGUGUCGUUGCGUGUGUCUGUGUGUGUGUUUGAGUCAUGAUAAUGCUGUUGUAGCUUUUAUUCGUUUUGACAGUAUGUUUUUUAUGAAUGAUCAUUUUGAGACGGAGUACUCGAAUAGACAGUGCUGCCUUGAAGGCUUCUUUUCACUAGCAUAAACUAAUAUGAAGCCGCUAUUUAAUUCUCUGAGAUGACCUGCAUCCAGAAUUCGAAAAAACUGCACAAUAGGAGCUUAAACUACAUCAACUCAGUCUUCAGACAAGGCUUUUCAAUGCGAGCAGAUAUGAAUCAGCAAGAGGAUGAUAACCAUGAUGAAGAUAGUGACAAUGAACAGUCUUCUGAUGAGAAACCUUCAAAAGCAGGAUUUCUUAGUAACAUUAAAAGGAUAAUCACUGAUGUCCGCUCCAAAUAUCGAUCCAGAGUUCAGAAAUCUUUGUCUUUAAAUGAAUCUAGAGGUCCAUUUUCAACCAUGUCAAAUUCAAACCCUUCUGAUGAAAGUCCUGAGGAAGAUCAUCCGAUUGCUGACAUGGACAUGACUGACCAAACUCAAAGCCUCUCCGGCCAUUUGCAAGAGCUUUCUAAGUAUGGGUGGUAUUGGGGUCCCUUAACUCGUGAGAAAGCUGAGGAAACAUUAUCUAACCAACCUGAAGGGUCCUUCCUGGUUCGAGACUCGGGAAAUGACCAUUUUCUUCUGACCGUCAGCUUUCGCUGCUCUGGGCGAACUUUCCACACUCGGAUCUUUCAUGCUAGUGGGAAAUUUAGUUUGUAUUCUGUACCAGAACCAUAUCCUUUCAGUAGCAUUCCUGAAAUGAUUGAGCAUUCUAUCAGUUCGUCUCAAUCCAAUGUGUUUUGCUAUUCAAGACCACGGUCACCUGGACAUCCAUCAUUUCCUGUCCGACUAGCAAAACCAGUGUCUCGUAUCACUCAUGUGGAAUCACUUAAAUAUCUAUGCCGUUUCGUGAUUAGACAACACACUAGUGUAGAUCAGAUCAAAAAUUUGCCUCUUCCAACAAGUGUUUGUCGAUAUAUUGAAGAGGGACAGUUUUAAGUCAAAGGGUGUUUCACUGAUAUUAUCUGUAAAUUAGUGUACAAGAACUUGAGUAUUAUCUUACAUCUUCAAAGGUUUUCAUUGGAUGCAACAUUGAAAAACGCACUUCUGUUCUGAUUGUACUGAGUUUUUAUAAUGUGUCCCUCAAUCUGUCUCUCAAUAGAGGCACAAAAUAAGUUACCUAGUCAAAAUCUAUUUGAUUCUUUUCAUGUGACAUUUUUAUAAUUAUUUCUGGCAUACAUCCUGCCAAUUAUUUUAGAAAGAUGAUUUUAAAGAUGUUAAUAAUGAUUGAUAUGAAUUAUGUGAUACUUGAGUAGUCUGGAGUUGAAUGUGACAUAAGUUUUAUCUCUACCUGGAGUAACACAUGUUUUGUUGUGUGCUAAAACAGAUUUUAGAAUGUUGUAGUGUAUCAGCAUUUGUGGUUGACAUGAUUUAUAUUGUGACUUGGGCCAUCUUUAUUAAUCCAAUGGGUUUUAACAACUGUUUCUUGUUGGACUUGAAAUAGCCUGGACCACCUCUGCUUUCUGAGAUGACAUCAAAUUAUAGAUGUGCUUUUUAACAUCUGAUUGUUGAUAACUAAAAUUAGAAUGCAAAGACUAGAGAUCAAGUUUAUGGCAAACAUCCUCAUGCUGAUGCUGGGAUACAAAAUACCACUUUAUGACCUGGUAUGAAAGUCUGAACAUUAGUGGUAUUAUUUUCACAGGAGCCUAUUGAUUAUUCUUUUUGUGUUAUGUAAGUUAUUAUGUCAACAUAGUAACUUUGUAUAUGCCUUUGUUGUUGUUAAUUUGUAAGGUCUAUUGUCUAUUGAUUGUUCAAAGAUAUUUGAUACUAAUGAUUUUGAUUAUGUCUGAAUGGUGCACACACAAUUCCAACAGAAUACACCUAAUUAUUAUUAAAACUGAGGGCUUUUCUACCUGUGUCAAGAUUUUUAUGGAAUGAAUUGGAAGGAAAAAGUUGUUUCCCUUCUACAAUAAAUGAAUAAAUAAGAAGUC
Thrips palmi is the source of this 2037-nucleotide messenger RNA. Its product is annotated as suppressor of cytokine signaling 6-like. Gene Ontology annotation, biological process: intracellular signal transduction; phosphatidylinositol phosphate biosynthetic process. NCBI's taxonomy places the organism in Eukaryota, Metazoa, Arthropoda, Insecta, Thysanoptera, Thripidae. The transcript has 3 exons. Gene Ontology annotation, cellular component: phosphatidylinositol 3-kinase complex. The record is from RefSeq and is a predicted model, not a curated record. Bases 188 to 1045 code for a protein of 285 amino acids. Gene Ontology annotation, molecular function: 1-phosphatidylinositol-3-kinase regulator activity.